AUGGCACUCACAGGUAGCAAUAAUUAUAACAAUGUUAUCACCAACAAUAUUAUUGAUGUAAACAACAAUCAUACCAAUAGUGACAAAUUCAACAACAACAUCAACAACACCAACAACAACAUCAACAACAACAUCAACAAUAACAACAACAACAACAGUGCCAACACUGUAGAUACCAAUGCUACAACCCACAGCGCAAAUAUCAGUUGCAAUUGGAACAUCAUCAAUAGUGACAACCCUAACAACAACAUCAACAACACCAACAACAACAUCAACAACAACAACAACAGCAUGAACAAUAACAACAACAACAGUGGGCACCAUAAUUUGGAAUAUGUUGGUGUGACGACGACGAAGCUAUUGAAAAGACUCAAGAUGCACGUACAAACUGGCGCUAUAAAGAAUCACAUGGAAGAGAAACACAAACCAAAAUCCUAA
Molecule: messenger RNA, 438 nt
Organism: Helobdella robusta
Lineage: Eukaryota; Metazoa; Annelida; Clitellata; Rhynchobdellida; Glossiphoniidae
Exons: 3
Coding region: 1-438 (145 amino acids)
Source: RefSeq, a predicted model, not a curated record